Molecule: messenger RNA, 1673 nt
Organism: Nerophis lumbriciformis (worm pipefish)
Lineage: Eukaryota; Metazoa; Chordata; Actinopteri; Syngnathiformes; Syngnathidae
Source: RefSeq, a predicted model, not a curated record
AGGACCAAUCAGUGCUCGGUCUGAUCUGCAAGACCCGCCCUUCGCUGGAAGGAAGCAGAGUCGCUCAAAAAUGAGUUACCAGUACGGACAGGGCUAUCCGGGACAGACCGCACCCACUGCUCCACCCGGGGGUGGCCAACACCCCUCUGCCCCUUAUGGAGGUGCAGCAGUUCCAGCAGGAGGCCAAUAUGGACCUGGACCUGGACCAGGACAAGGUGAGCAGUAUAGACCUGGACCAGGACAAGGACAAGGUGGGCACUAUGCACCCGCACCAGGACAAGGUGGGCACUAUGCACCUGGACCAGGACAAGGUGGGCACUAUGCACCUGGACCAGGACAAGGUGGGCACUAUGCACCUGGACCAGGACAAGGUGGGCACUAUGCACCUGGACCAGGACAAGGUGGGCACUAUGCACCUGGACCAGGUGGUGCCCCAGGCGGUUACGGUGGACAACCUCAUGGUGCGCCUUACAGGCACCCUGCUCCUUCAGGCAACAUCCCUCCCGGUGUGAACCCCGAGGCCCAGCAGUGGUUCCAGAGUGUGGACACGGACCACAGCGGCUUCAUCAACAUGAAGGAGCUCAAGCAGGCGCUGGUCAACUCCAACUGGUCCAAUUUUAACGACGAGACGUGCCUCAUGAUGAUCAACAUGUUUGACAAGACCAGGUCAGGCCGCAUGGACCUCCUGAGCUUCUCAGCCUUGUGGGGCUUCAUGCAAAAGUGGAGGGCGCUCUUCCAGCAAUAUGACCGGGACCGCUCGGGAGCCAUCAGCGGCACGGAGCUACACCAAGCUCUCGCGCAGAUGGGCUACAACCUGAGUCCCCAGUUUUCCGAGUCCCUGGUGCGGCGCUACAGUGUCCAGCCGGCACGUCCCGGCAUCCAGCUGGACCGCUUCAUCCAGGCGUGCACGCAGAUGGAGAGCAUGACGCAGGUCUUCAGGGAGAGAGACACCAGCAGGACGGGCAACGUCCGCCUCAACUACGAGGAGUUCCUAUCGGGCGCCGUCACCCGGCUGAUGUGAGGUCGUCAGGACACGCCCCUGUGCACGCGGUACACCAGCCGGACGCAACCUGGCAGCUCGUUGCUAUGGAGACUUGACACCAAAACAAGGCAGGACGGGCGAAGUAGUGCCUUUAUGUCAGCGGUGGAACAAUUAGUCUUGAUUGUACCUCUAACACAUGUUUAAAACUCCUGCACUCAGUAAACAUACUCCAGUAUUUUACAUUAGUGAAAGAUAAUUACAUUGACAUUAUAUAUGGGAAUUGAGCUGUUUACGCGACAAAGGUCAAGUUAUAUGAUCCUAAGUAGAAAAAAUAAUCUAAAAAAAAAAAAAAAAAGACUAAGCCUUGUCCAACUGUUUAUUCGCUCAAACUAUUCAUGUUUAAAUAACUUUUCCUGCAAAUGAAUAUCUGCUCCAAAUGUCAGUUAUCAGCCUCCUUAACCACUAAUAAUUUGCAUCGGUCGAUUUCUAUCAUCCCAAGCACCUAAUAGAAAGUUUUUUGCAACUGGAAAGCGAGUUUUUAGGAGUAUUUUUGUAAUACAUCUGAUUACCUACAAAAAUACCCCUUCUGUUUAUUUUGAUAAGCAAAUUGUAUUUUACAUUCCACUGUGAUAUGCCAAAUGUAUUUUUUUUAUUGUCAAAACAAAUAAAUUGCUAUGGUGUAUUCUCUUGA